UACUUUCACCUGCUAUCCUAUUCCUAUUCCUAUUCCUAUUCCACUACACCACACCUCACUCCACUGUUCCUCGCAUCAUCACUGUCUCUGCUCCAAAUCAACGCUCUGCGCUGUUCAUCUCUCGCUCCACGAUCUGUGUAAGCUCUACGCGUCCUCUUUCCUGGACUUGCGAGGAGGAAAAAUCAACCCUCUCUCUGUUUGCCCCCAACUUCUUGAUUUUCUUUUACCUUGAUGUGAAUGGGAUGCUUUUUCUUGGUAGCCACGAAAUUGGUGCUUUGUCGUCUCCAAAUGCGACUAUGUUCUACUGGAUCUGAAGAGUAGUGACCAAUAUGUGGCUGGGUUUAUCCAUUGAUGUGUUUCGACACGUUAUUUCAUUGAAUCUGUAUUGCAGGGUUAUUCUAUAAGUUUCUUUUCUUUUGUUGAUCCGACCAAAGCAGAACCAAUUCUUUGUUUACACCAAGAAAUUUCACCAUUCAGAGUUAUCCAUGGGAUCCAAUCACUUCCCUUUCUUAGUUUGCUUUUUCUAUAUUCUAUAAGAACAUUCAACCACUGAUUUGACCAAACGUGUAGUAGCACGUCCGAUCUUCAUCAGCAAGUUGUUUUUAAUUAUUCAAGUCCACUGUCGUUUUGUUUCCUUUCUGUGAGCUUUGAAUUUGGUCGGGUUUUUCUUAGUCAAAUAGAUUAGUAAUAUCCAAGCACCUUCAACCUAGUUUUUACCAGGAUCCUCCUUCUUCUGUGUAGCUGUUUGUAUCUCAUUAGAAUCUCCCUUCUGAAGUUCAUUUAGAGGAUCAAAAGUAGUUAUGGUGUGCCAAGCAGCAAGCCAGACGAGAUUUAGGGCACUCAAACACGAGAAUGGGAUUGCUGGGGGAACAACCAUUAUAGUUAAAAUCAUAGCAUGCUUUCAACCUUUACAAAAUUGCCAGGCUGAGUAUUUCCGUCAGUUGUUGAAGCCCGUAACGUAGAUUGGUCCCAAGUUUCCGUUUGUUGCAUCAAGUUAUUUCCCUUGUUUUGUUUAGCAUAUCAGAAAGUAAUAUAUCACUGAGACUAUCCUAAUUAUUAAUACAUACAAGCAUUACCCUGGUUGCAUUUUGGCUGAAUGUUUGCAGCCAAAGAAUCUCAGACAAAUCAGAAGGCCUCUGCUCGAAAUUCUUCCAAUUUGGAUUACAUGGCACUUCUCAAGCACGAAUCAUUCACUCAAUUCCCGUGCGUGCCUCCUGCAAUGCGCACCUCCAGUGCUGAUUUUCCUGGAUUCUAUACUUCCGAUUUCCAUGGCCUGAAUGCAGGACAGCAAGAUACAGUUGGUGGGGUUUUGAAAUUGGAUGUUCCGUAUUGCAAUAUCUCAAACCCCACUGGAAGAAUAUAUCCGAACAAGGCACAAUGUGCUUUGCCCUAUGAGUUUGAUGUCUCAGAUAAGGUGAUUAAUGCUUCCUGUGCUCCUCAGAAACGGUUUCUUAUUUUUGAUCAGUCUGGGAGUCACACAAGAUUGUUCUUUAGCCAAUCCUUUCGUCCCGGGAAUCAAACUUUGGCCUCCAAGAGUCCUGCUAUUGCUAGUGGCCAGUGUGACAAAAUUCCGAUGCGGAUGGAUAGCCAAUUCUUGACGGAGCAGGAUUUUAUAGAAAAUUGGGGCGAAAAUGAUUUGAUUGAGGGAGAAGGUGAGAUGCGUGAAGAUACUGAAGAAAUCAAUGCUUUGCUCUACUCUGAUAGCGAUUAUGAUGAUGAUGAUGGCGAUGAUGAUGGGGAGAAUGAUGAAGUAACCAGCACGGGGCACUCCCCAUUCAUUAUUGAGGAGGAAUGCACCAAAGACAACGAAUUACAUGAGGAGGAACUCACAGAAGUGCUGAAUUCUGAUGAGUUGCCAAAAAGGCGAAGAUUGCUUGAUGGCAAGUACAAGAAAUCAUCAUUGGCCAAUGCCAAAAAUCCGAUGAGCCAGCCUGUGUCACACUGUUACGAGGAUGAUGAUGUGGAGUCUAGCUGCGCUGGUUAUUACAACCCCCACGACACCGACUUGCAUAAGAGGGCUAAGAAGCUUAAAAUUCGUGAAGCACUGUCGACCUUGGCAAGCAUCAUUCCCGGACUGAGCGUCAACGAUCCACUCUCUGUAAUUGACGAGGCAAUCGUGUACUUAAAAUCAAUGAAAGCCGAAGCAGAAUCCCUCCAACUGAGCUCCCCACUUCCCGAUCUGUUCGAAUAAUCAUCAGAGCUGUGGGGGAAGCAAGAAGGCACUAGUAAGCAUGUUUUUUAAUCAAAGUUAUUGAUGGGAUUUCAAAGUACUAAAGGUAACUUUUCCUUUAUGCAUCGACCUUUACCCAGCUUUUAUCUCUAAUCGUGCUUCAGCAUACCAAUAAAGCCGCAGCUUAAUGGGGGGAUGAAACUUAAAAGGUUCUUUCUUUACUCACUCCUCCUCUUCUUUAUUUCAGCAAAAAAAUGGGGCUAUUAUUGUUGACUUGAAAUGAUUAUGUAUUAUAUAUCCUUUUGUGGUGUGCUGUAAAUGAGAUGGCCCCUUUUGCUCAAAACACCAUGAAUUGCGAGCAUGCGCGUCUGGUGAUUAGGGAUUUGGUCCCACCACUCCAUUCCCUUCCCAUUUCUGCCUGCCUUUGCUUUUUUUUUUUUUUUUAUAUUUAUUUUUAUUUAUUAUCAUAAUUAUUGUUUGUUUCUGUUUGCCUUGAAAAUCGUUGUCUUUCUUCCCACCACUCAUGAUGGAUUUGUUAGAUCCAAUCCAUGUCCAAAUCUUGAUCUUUGUUGUAUCUUCUCUUCUUCUUCUACUUCUACUUGUGGGGUGGGAUUGUGUUUGUGUGGUGGUUGGUUGGAGGUUGUAUUGUAAUUCCCUUUUUUAUUUCCUUUUGUGUGUCUUUUUCUGGUUUGGUCCUGUGGUUGUAAUGAAUAUACUCUGCUGUUGCCAGUUGUACCUGUAAUCAUACACUUACUGCAUUCUACUACGACCUUACUGCUUUCUUCUA
Messenger RNA from Andrographis paniculata, 2957 nucleotides. Its product is annotated as transcription factor bHLH143-like. The transcript has 4 exons. Lineage: Eukaryota; Viridiplantae; Streptophyta; Magnoliopsida; Lamiales; Acanthaceae. The record is from RefSeq and is a predicted model, not a curated record. The coding region runs from base 1097 to 2191 and encodes 364 amino acids.